Molecule: messenger RNA, 1670 nt
Organism: Drosophila bipectinata
Lineage: Eukaryota; Metazoa; Arthropoda; Insecta; Diptera; Drosophilidae
Source: RefSeq, a predicted model, not a curated record
GCUAACCAGACACCAGAUGUGCUCAUCCGCCGGCAAUGGCCUGAUCGUCGAGGGCAUACCUCUGGGUAUGGGCCGCCAGUUUACGCCACGACUGACCAUGAAAAGGGUCUACAACACCAAGUGUUUUCGUCCCGAACGCUAUCGGCAUGAGGUGGCCAACCAUUAUCGGGACUACAAGUUGCAACAGCAUCUCCAUCAGCAGCACCAUAUCUCGAAUGCCGGUGGCCAGCGUCGGAGAAGGCGACGUCGUCCUUACGGAUCGGAAACAACUCGAGUGCCCGGCAGCUCAUUAGCGUCGGCAUGUGUGCGGUUCCGCGAUGUAUGGCCCACCCAUGUUCACAACUUUCCCAGAUUCGACGAUACGUUUACGAGCCGCGGCCGGAGGACAGUGUGCUCCGGUGAGCCACCGGACGAGCCAUAUAACGACGCAGUGCGUCGCAUCCGUAGCUCUCAGAGCUGUUCCCAGCUACGUCAGUUGGUGCAACGUCAAUUGUUGUCAUCCCGAAUCAUUGGGUUAACUAAUAGCGAUUGUGAAACUGAGUAUAGUCGUCCGUGGAGCAGUCGUAGCAGCCAUGGGAAGAACAGCAAUCGGUGGCGAAGCCAAAGUAGCGACAACAUCAACGACCGUGCCGUCAAUUAUCAGCUAAAUAUUAAUAAUAUUGCUGCUGCAACCACGGAAACCCAACAAAGUCCCAACCAGAAUCAGCAACCGGUUGAUUUUUACGGUUAUUUGCAAUUGGCCAGUGGCUAUUAUGAGCACGGUGUUCUGGCCAAUAUCGCCUACCUGGAAUCGAUUGGCCGGCAAAAGCACCACAACCACCACCACCACCGGCAGCAACAGCUAGAGCCGCCACGUAAUGCAAUAAAGGCCCCAUUGCCAGGUUUAUUCUUGGACACACCAUCCACUCAGGCAUUGGCUAUUCCCGGCCAGAAGUUGACGGGUCGCUUGCUCACUUUACUGAAGAGUCUAAAGAGCAAGGUGAUUAAAAGGAGAACUAGUCCCGAGCCAGGAAUACGAGUGGAUAUUCGAAAUUUAAAGACACAAGAAGAUCAGGAGGAGAAUCCGGAGGACAACGACUAUCAUCCACUUGAAGAAGAUCAGCAGGUCAAGAACGAAUCAUCUCCUUCAUCUCCUGGGAAUAGCAUGUGUGAUUAUUAUGCUGAGGACGCGAAACAAGUAUCCCAGUCACGAUUGCCAAGUUCCCAGACCCUGGGUGCCACUUCAGCUACAUUGGGCGCCACUGUAGAGGCCACGGCCGUUACUCUGGAAGCGAUUGCCACACGAGUACCAGCCAUUGAUGGUGCUGGACCGGAUCAUCGGUGUAUUUACGAAAUCAUUGAUAACCUAAGUCAUUUGAGUAUCGGAGAAAGUGGUGAACGUCGCCCACCACUACCGCAGAUAACGCUAACCGACUGUACCGCUCAACAGGUGGCGCUCUAUAGUGCCAGCUUCGAUAUCAUUCAGUUGCAAAUACCCAACGAAGCCAGACCACCGAAUAGAGACUAAGUUUUUGGGAGAAGCUUUAAUUGUUUUUUUUUUGUUUUAAUUUUUUUGUUAGACUCUUUUUUUUUGGUAUUUGGCGGCAAUCGGAAAUUGAAUCGAAACGUAACCGAUAGAUAGAUAGACAAAAUACAUAGAUAGAGAGCUGUAGAGCUACAGAAUAGAGAGU